AUGGAAGAGAGGGUCACAUACGCUGAUCUGCGCUUUCCCCCCACACCAGGUCCUCAGCAGCCGGUGCGCCUGCCCUGGUGCUGGGCAGCCCUCAGCCUGGGUCUCCUCUCCCUGAUGCUUCUACUGGCACAAAUCAUCCUCGUCAGCUUGAGCUUCCACUAUUUAGUACAACAGCAUGUCCGCUGCACCCCUGAUCUCUGGAGCACGGAGGAGAGCCCCAGCUUUGGGCAACAGACACUGCGAGCGCAAUGCCAGUUUUGCCCAGUCGGCUGGCUCUGGGAUGCAGGGCAGUGCUACUACUUCUCAUCUGCCAAAAAGGCCUGGGAGAAAAGCAGAGAGGACUGCUGCUCCAGAGGGGGACAUCUGGUCACCAUCCAAGACAACACUACCCUGGCUUUCCUGAUGCGCACAGCCAACAUGGAGGUCUUCCAUGUGGGGCUGAAGAAGGAUGGCUAUGCGUCUGACUGGAAGUGGCUGGAUGGCACCACGUUGAAGGGGAUCUUCCCAAUCCAUGGCUACACUAGGCCUUACCAGGCCUGUGGCAGAGUGUCAGGUUUGGGGCUGUCGAGUGGUCUGUGCUCAGAACCUCUUGGAUGGGUCUGCAAGCAGAGUGCAGCCACCCUGCAGUGGCUCCAGUCCUCACCUCCUGCCUUUGUCUGGGGAAACACCACCUACAACUGUGUGAGGCCCUGA
This is a messenger RNA of Myiozetetes cayanensis, 693 nucleotides long. RefSeq names its product killer cell lectin-like receptor subfamily G member 1. The coding region runs from base 1 to 693 and encodes 230 amino acids. The record is from RefSeq and is a predicted model, not a curated record. NCBI's taxonomy places the organism in Eukaryota, Metazoa, Chordata, Aves, Passeriformes, Tyrannidae. The transcript has 6 exons.